GCAGGGUAAAGUAGCGUUGUAGUGGGCAUCCGUAAUGCCCCAAAAAGGCCAUCGGCUGUGGUGAAAGGUCCAACAACCGCCAGAACUAUGGAAGGUAAUAAUGAUUCGGGCAGUGGGGAGACUGACCCGGUGGGUUUACACAUAGAAGGUCAGAUCAUCCCCAGUCACUCGCCCUGCGACAAUUCUGUGAACAGGGCGGAAGAACGUCGAGUCGAAAUGGAUAACAAUAAGAACGACGCCCACAACAAGGACGUCCCACGAGCAACUGAUUCCAAACAAAACGAGAAGGCAGAGUCAUCCGAUGAGAGUGAAAAGAAGGACGAUGCGCCCGAGGGCCCCAUACCUCCUGUUUCCAUUCAGCCCAGAUUUGCCAACUUUCUGGAGACCACCGGCAAGAAGGUAUUGGUUAGAAACAUCAGCAUGGAAGACGUUGUCCAGAAAAUCCAUGAGGGAAGUGCACUAUGGAAAGUUCGUGGUGUAAACAAGUGGUUUCAACGCCACUACAAGGUCGACAUUGACAACAUGUGCCUUGUGGGGGAGUCCAAGAAGUGGUGGUCUCCUGGAGGGGGUUCAAGCAGCGAUGGAUCAGAAAACGCAGUACCUCUCGUAGAUAUCACAGAAGUGCGUGAAGGAUGGAAAACUGACACUUUUAAUAAAGUCAGCACCCACUCAGAGAAAAUCAAAGAGAAAGGAGCUGCCACUGAUGAACCUUUAUUAGAAGAAAACAAAUGUUUCUCUGUUAUUCAUGGCCCUGGUGGACGAGAAACCCUGGAUCUUGUUGCUUCAUCAGAGGAAGAAAGGGAUGCUUGGGUCACAGGACUUGCUCACCUUAUACAGUCUGUGAAAUCACUCUAUGAGGAAAAGCAGUAUGAUGUGUGGUUAAGAGAACAGUUUAAUGAAGCUGAUAAGGACAAUAAUGGCUCCCUGAAUUUCGAUGAAUGCAGUACGUUGCUGAAGCAGUUGAACAUUAAGAUGGAUAAAAGUCAUGCCAAAAAAUUAUUUAAUCAAGCAAACACUAAUAAGCAAAAACGAGAUGGGGACCAAGUUUUAGAAGUUGGUGAAUUUGUUGCUUUUUACCAUGCUUUGCUGAAAAUGCCAGAAGUUGAGAGAGUUUAUAAAGAAAAUGCUAGUGAAAAAACUCAGCUUAUGAGUGCUGCCCAACUAUGCACCUUCCUUCAGAAAUACCAGGGAAUAGCUGACAUGGAUGAAGCCAAAGCAGGAAAUAUAAUUUUGAAAUAUGAAGCAAGUAAUCUCAAAGACCAGGGAUAUAUGACACAAGAUGGUUUCUACCAUAUGUUGCAGUCAGACAUGUUUGACAUUUACAACUUUGAUCAUGAAAGUCACGUCCAUCAAGACAUGAACCAGCCGCUUUCUCAUUACUAUAUAUCAUCUUCUCAUAAUACAUACCUAACAGGGCAUCAGCUUGCUGGAGAGAGUAGUGUUGAGGGAUAUAUUAGUGCGCUGAAACGAGGAUGUAGACUUUUGGAAUUGGAUCUGUGGGAUGGUGAUGAUGGAGAGCCAAUCAUAUAUCAUGGACACACAUUGACUACUAAAAUAACUCUUGCUGAUGUCCUGAAAGAUGGUAUUAAAGCUUAUGCAUUUGAAGCAUCUCCCUACCCUGUUAUUCUUUCAAUAGAGAAUCAUCUCAGCCUAGAGCAACAGAGGGUUAUGGUUAAACUCAUGCAGGAUAUUCUAGGAGAUAUGUUAGCCACAGAUCCAAUUCCUGAAGACAUUGGUGCAGUUCCUUCUCCAGAGUCUCUCAAAAACAAAGUUAUUGUACGUGGCAAAAAACCCAAGGGUUCAGAAAUAGAAGAAGAUGAUGAAGAUGAUGAUGAUGAUCAAGACAAGAUUGACUACAUCGAUAGUGAUGAUGGUGCCUCACAGUCCAAGAAGGAUUUCUUCAACUUGUCCUUCUACCGCUCUUUCAAGAGCCUAAAGAGGUCUAAGAACUCUUCCACAAAGAAACGCAGGAAAUCCCUGCCACAGAAACCUCACAAACCUUUAGCACCUGAACUGACUCAAGUUGUCAAUGUUUGUGAGGGGAAGAAGUUUAUAUCAUUCCAAGAUGCAUUUGAAAGCUAUAAGUGUGUACAUACGCCCUCAAUAGGAGAAACAAAAGCAUUUGGUUUGUUUGAAAGCAGUCCAAAUGACUUUGUGAAGUUUACAGAGAGACAUGUAACCAAGAUCUACCCUCAUGGCACUCGAGCAGAUUCAUCGAACCUAAAACCUUAUCCUUUUUGGAGUGUUGGAUGUCAGAUAGUGGCGCUGAAUAUGCAGACCGAAGACAAGGCUAACUUUUACAAUGAUGCCUUAUUUAGAAGCAAUGGCAAUUGUGGUUAUGUACUGAAGCCAGAUAUAUUGUUGAAAAAGGACCCUUACAAUCCAUCGGAGCUUUCAGAUAGGUACACAAAAAUUGUUAGAGUUACUAUCUUAAGUGGACAGCAUUUGCCCAACUCUACAAAAAAGGGUGACAUUGUAGACCCUUAUGUGCAACUCAAAGUCCGUGGGCAUCCACUCGAUAAGCAAAAACAGCGCACAAAAGUAGUAAAGAAUAAUGGUUUCAACCCAGUGUGGAAUGAAACUUUAGAACUAACUAUCAAGGUGCCUCAAGUUUCAUUAAUAUACUUUUCCUUGCGAGAUGAAAGUUCUUAUGCACGUGAUCCUGUUCUUGGCUUGUGCUGUAUACCUUUUGACUCACUAUCUACAGGUUAUCGAUAUGUGCACUUCAGAGACUUAGCAGGCAAAAAUUUGGCACCGUCAGCCCUUUUUGUUCAUGUUAGUAUUGGUGACAAUUGAAAAGAAAUGGCCACUUACAAGAUUCUGGAACUAAGGCAAUAAGUACAAUCCUGAGAGUUUUCAUAUAAAAUAAUUUGCAUAAGCUGGCCAAUGCUUCUUGAUGUAGCUGGUGGAAGUGAUGCUUUUUAUGACAGCUUUGUAAAAUUGUGUGUGGCAACCCAAAGCUAAAUGUAUAAUACACAAACUUCAUUGAUUUUUUUUUAUUGUGUGAUCUUGAAAACUAAUAAAAGUAUGUAACUGGUGGUUAUUUUAAAGGUUUGUUUUUAUUUUAUAUUUACAGUAAAGUUAGUCUGUCUAUAUAAAGUUGCCUGUUUCCUGUUAGAAAACAGUUGUGAUAAUUACAGGAUUAACUAAUAUGGUUAAAUUUUAUAUAUUAUCCGUUGAAGACUAUGUAGUUGUCCGUACUUAUUAACCAUGACUGAAACAGUCUGAUUGGAAGUUAUAUUUUUGUAUUUUUUUAUUUGGGAUCUUGUGUGAAAUGCAGUACAGGGAGUUAUAAUGCAGUACAGGGAGUUAUUUUUUGCCUUAUGUAAAACUAGAAAAUGUCAGUAUGACUGUAAAUGUCAAAUGGGUUUUGAAAGGUUGCCCAUUUGAAUGAAUUAAAAAUUGAUAAAUGCCAAUUUUGCAUUUUGCAAUAGUUUUUUUAUGAAAACAGAUUUAAGAUUGUAAUGGCUUUACUGAGCUUUGUAUUUUGUAUUCAGAAUAAUUCAUGGAGGGGAUGUAGUUUAUGAAUAAUAGUAUGGAAAUUUUAAUACUAGAUCUAAAUUCAUAAAUGUAUAGAUCAAACUAAGCAGGACUUUAAUAGUUGCUGUUUAUUGAUUGAAAAUCUGCUAAAAUAACUUCUGAAUAUUAUUGUAAUAUUUGUCGUUACCUUGAUUUAAUUUUUCUCUUUUGAGGAGGAGGCUUGUUGUGUCUUGCCAUGUACAGAAAUGAUUUUUUCACUUUAUGUAAAUAUCAAAGUCUAGUUUUGAACCCUGCUCAGCUUCUUGAUUAGUUAUUUUAGCCGGCAUAAUUUUAGAUCUGUAUUAAUUUAAGCUGUAUAUUGUCUGGAAUUGUUAGAAGACUAAAAGAAUUUUUUUUAUAAACAGAGGUACAGUAUGGAGAUCCUUAAUUAUUGUAUUAUAUUUUCAAAGUGUGCAAACUAAUCCAUAUGCAUUUAUGACAAUGAAAUGCAAAUUAAUGUAAUGAAUAAAACAUAUUUAAAUGUGAGCAUAAAGCAUGUUCAACGUGAUGUGUUGAGAAUUCUAUUAUAUAUAAAUAAACUUUUGAAAGUGGUAAUUUUGAAAGCAAGUUUUUUUUUAAAUUAUAUUGCCACUGGAAUGCAACUUUUCCCUAAAUGUUUAUUGUUACCUUUGGCAGCCAUUGUCUUGCAAGAUGCAGGUACUUGAUAAGGUAUGAUUAUCACAAAAUCCACGUAAGAAGGAUUAAUCUCUGCGAUUUAAGCAGCUCACUGCCACAUAGUCAUAUUUUUUUUAACAAUUCUUUAACUUGCUUUGCUGAAUCAGAGAAUUUUCUUUGUAAAAUUUCAGUAGCUAAGCAACAAUAUUUAGAAUAGAAACUUGUGGCUAGGUUUUUUUUUUCAGUUUUUGCAAAUGUUAGAAUAAAUGUGGAAUGUACUGAGUAAUCACCAACCAUAAGAAACACUUUGCCUCAUUGUGAUAACUAGAUUUUAUAGUUACUGACCAUGUGAAGAUCAUGAAAAAAACCGCUGUCAAUUUAUUUCUCAUCACAUUUGCAGCCAAUACAGAAACUGCUGUUAAUUUUUUUAAUACUUUGCUUUAAAGUUAAUAACUUUAAAUAUUAUGUUAGUUUUGGAGACUGCUUUAAAGUUACUAACUUUAAAUAUUAGGUUAGUUUUGGAGACAGUAUUUGGAUGUUUAGUUGUCAUGAGAAGCAUUUAAGUUAUAUGUUUAGAUUACCUGAUAUUCACUGCAUAAUUAUUAAUCGAUGCAGAAAACAUUGACAGUAUUUUUCUUAAGGCAUGUAAUAGGUCAUGCUGACUGAUUUUGUGAGUACUGCCUGGUAGAUUUUAAGAAAUGAAUGUAUAGGCACGUUAUUUAGUUCCUCUAAGGCCGUAUGGUGGAAUUGUUAAAAAAAUGUUUGCAAGCUAUUUCUGUUGUGGUGUGUUCUUUAAAACAACAACUAAAUAAGUUUUUAAUUGAUUUACACUUGAAAUGUUAAAAGUUUUAAAACAUUCAUAAAUUGUAAUGAAUGUAUAAUUUUUCCCUGUCAAAAGAAGUCACUUAAUUACUAUAUGCACAACUGGUCCAAAGUAAUUUCUGAAAGUGUUUCCUUUUAAUUUCAAUAACUGAAGGUGCUAAAUGAUUCUUAUGAAAGGUAUGCCAAUAUCAGACCUCAUACAGUACUAUCUGAAAAUGCUUGUGAAUUGAAUUCUUUAUUUUUAAUUAAAUUCUUGUACAAGGGCUUUAGAAAACUAUAAUCGUGAAAAGUUAUCCAAAAACUGUAUAUAAACGGUCUUCGAAUCCAUUUUGUGGAAAAAAAAAUUUCUACACUCCCAGAUUUUGUCUGUGAUUUCAUCUUCUGUGAUUGUAGAAGAGGUUUGAUGCAGGUGAACAGUGGUUUAGGUAAAAUGCACAUAUUUUAUACAUAGUACACAUGCUUUUGAAGUGUUUUAGUUUCCUCCACAUUUUUGUCCUUAUGCAAAUGUUAUAUUAAUAAUCAAGUAAUGCUGUGAAAUGAUAUUGGUGCUUUGUUGUGUACAUUAUUUUUACUUUGCAAGGAACUGUGGCAGAUGCUGUUUUCAUCAACUGAAUAUUCCCUUGUAUAAUAUCACGAGGAAAGAAUGAAAUUCAUGUUGCUUAUAGUAAAUUACUGUUAAAGUACUUUUAUUACGGAAUAAAAAUUUUACAUUUCACUUCCGAUGUCAAUAUUUUAUGUUAUAUAAAGAGCUUUUAUA
This is a messenger RNA of Macrobrachium nipponense, 5713 nucleotides long. Its product is annotated as 1-phosphatidylinositol 4,5-bisphosphate phosphodiesterase delta-4-like. NCBI's taxonomy places the organism in Eukaryota, Metazoa, Arthropoda, Malacostraca, Decapoda, Palaemonidae. Gene Ontology annotation, molecular function: phosphatidylinositol-4,5-bisphosphate phospholipase C activity; calcium ion binding. Gene Ontology annotation, biological process: lipid metabolic process; release of sequestered calcium ion into cytosol; phosphatidylinositol-mediated signaling. Bases 88 to 2796 code for a protein of 902 amino acids. The record is from RefSeq and is a predicted model, not a curated record. The transcript has 20 exons.